Molecule: messenger RNA, 2267 nt
Organism: Pelodiscus sinensis (Chinese soft-shelled turtle)
Lineage: Eukaryota; Metazoa; Chordata; Testudines; Trionychidae
Source: RefSeq, a predicted model, not a curated record
UUGUUUGUGUUGUUUUUGUUUGCUUUUAUCUUGUCUUUUCUCUAUCUUCCUCUUUUUCUCUUUUCAUAGGAGAAUGUUUCCUCCAUUUAAAGUGAGAUGCACUGGGCUGGAUAAAAAGGCCAAGUACAUUUUAUUGAUGGAUAUUGUGGCGGCUGAUGACUGCAGAUAUAAAUUCCAUAAUUCCCGGUGGAUGGUAGCUGGCAAAGCUGACCCUGAAAUGCCAAAGAGAAUGUGCAUCCACCCGGAUAGUCCGGCUACAGGAGAACAAUGGAUGUCCAAAGUCGUCACUUUCCACAAACUUAAACUGACUAACAAUAUUUCUGACAAACAUGGAUUUACCAUUCUGAACUCCAUGCACAAAUACCAACCGAGGUUCCAUAUUGUCAGAGCCAACGACAUACUCAAGCUGCCCUACAGUACGUUCAGAACCUAUGUGUUCCCUGAGACUGAAUUCAUCGCUGUGACCGCAUACCAGAAUGAUAAGAUAACUCAGUUAAAAAUUGACAAUAAUCCAUUUGCCAAAGGUUUUCGGGACACCGGGAAUGGAAGGAGGGAGAAAAGAAAGCAGCUGACCUUGCAGUCCAUGAGAGCUUACGACGAGAGGCAGAAAAAGGAGACCGGCACCUCCGAUGAAUCCUCUAGCGAGCAGACCUCCUUUAAGUGUUUCGCUCAGUCCACAUCCCCCGCUGUGUCUGCGGUGGGCACAUCCAAUCUCAAAGACUUGUGCCCCAGCGAGGGGGAGAGCGAUGCCGAGAGCAAAGAUGAGCCGCUGCUGGAGGCCGGUGACUCCGGCAAGAUCAGCACCACCACCGCGGCUGCGGAAGAUCCCCGGGAGAAGGGCGGCAGCCCAGCCAAAGCGCCCUUCUUUGCCCCGGAACGGCGGCCAGCAAGAGCAGGGACGGCCCCGGCCGGAAGGCACAGCCCAGCUGCCAUUUCCUCUAGCACCCGGGGCGUCGGCCGCGAGGAGCUCAAAAGCCCCCUCCGGGACGCCCCGAAGGUGGAGGAGGCUAGGCUGCUGAGCUCCUUUGCUCCGCUCACUGUGCAGACAGACAGCCCGGCGCAUCUGAGCCAGGGGCCCUUGCAGAACCUCGGCUUCCCCCCUGGCUUGGCCAGCCAGCAGUUCUUCAGUCCCUUGGGCAACGGGCACCCGCUCCUCCUGCACCCCAGCCAGUUCGCCAUGGGGGGAGCCUUCUCCGGCAUGGCUGCUGGCAUGGGGCCCUUGCUGGCCACCGUUUCCGGGGCCUCAGCCGGAGUUAGCGGACUGGACAGCACGGUCAUGGCCACAGCAGCGGCUCCGGGGGCAGCUGCGCUACCGUUUCAUCUUCAGCAGCACGUCCUGGCCUCUCAGGACCUGGCCAUGUCUCCCUUCGGAAGCUUCUUCCCCUAUCCCUAUACCUACCUCGCAGCCACCAGCUCGGUGCACCGGCAUCCUUUCCUCAGCGCAGUGCGCCCCCGACUGAGGUACAGCCCCUACUCCAUACCUGUGCCCCUGCCAGACAGCAGCAGCCUCCUGACCACUGCUCUCCCCAGCGUGGCCAGCAGCACAGGGGAAGGCAAAUCGAGCAACAUGGCAGAGUCCGUAGCUUUGGACUCUGGCUCAGAACUCAACAGCAGGUCCUCCACUCUCUCCUCGGGAUCCGUGUCCUUGUCCCCUAAACUCUGCUCUGAAAAGGAAGCGACCAGCGAACUGCAGAACAUCCAGCGUCUAGUGAGUGGACUUGAAUCCAAGCAAGACAGAUCCAGGAGUGGAUCUCCUUAAUAUCCCCUCCCCCUCUCUACUGUACCCUCCCUUCCACUCUCGAGGUGGGAGGGAGAAGAGAGUGUUAACACGGGAACUCCCCUUUAUUGUCUCAUUUCAAAUCACUAUUGCGGUGCACUUUGUUUGAAAGAAACCACAUUGUCCUGCGUACUGGGCUGGCUUGUCAGCAAACUUAUCUUGAAAUGGGGGAAGGAGAAAGGUGGGGGUCUGGGGAUGGCAGAGCUGGUUUGAAAGCUGCCAUGAAAGAAUCAUACUGGUCAUAGGAAUGACAUUUGGGCCAGAUAGGUGGUUUGGUGAGUGGUGGUCAUUUCUUCUUCACUGUGUAAAGCAAACAUGGAUUAAAAAUAAAGUAAGAAAAGUGAUUUUUUCCUAACCGCCCCCCCCAUAAGUAACUCACAUAUCAGUUCUUUAAAUAUUGUUUUGCGGGUUGGGUUAUUAAAUAUAGCUCUUGUUAGUCUAUACUAAGGGAAGCUGUGUCUUUUGACAUAUUGUGAUGUCUCAAAACACC